GUGCCGUCCAAUGCAUCUAGAGAACCCCUACCCACCUCACCGAAACUGAGACCCGGUACCUGAAUCGGCAUUCAACUUCAACUCCAGAGCCACUCGAGACCGUCUGACAUCCGACAUCCGUCCGUGAUCCGUCACUGGACGGCAGGACCGUGAUAAUUACCAAAGGUCUGGUAUCCAAUGCUUCGGAUCCCAGGCUCAGAUCCCCUCGUUGCAGCGUUGUUUGUCCUGCCUAUUAAGGCGGCACAUUCCGCCGCCUGUGUCUCCGCCCAUUUUGUCUUACCCCUUCCGCUGGGACUGACCGUGAGACAGUGGACAGUAGGAUCUUCUCCCCCUCCACACCCACUCAGGAGGAGUUGCGGACUGUUGACCCACUUGUUCCCGCAUUUUCCCCUGGCUCUCGAUGUGGUUCCUCACCGGUCGGUCCACUUGGGCCACAUUUCAUCGGGAACCACUUCCCAUGUCACUCUCCCUUGCCGGAGAAUUUCCCACACACCCCCGACAACGUUGCAAGAGGGUCUAAUCCGAGCAACUGGAUCCUCCAUCUGUCCACUGAGAGUGCGCCCAGCAACCCUGUACACGUAGCGUAGCGUACAUCUCUAACCUGGACGUAAAAGGUUAGCGCAGUACUUCCACCAUAC
Molecule: messenger RNA, 638 nt
Organism: Neurospora hispaniola
Lineage: Eukaryota; Fungi; Ascomycota; Sordariomycetes; Sordariales; Sordariaceae
Exons: 1
Coding region: 178-582 (134 amino acids)
Source: RefSeq, a predicted model, not a curated record